AGCUAGUUCCUUCCGCGCUGCCGUACUCCGCCUGCGAGAAGUGAACCUUCGCGCAAGGCCCUUGCCGGACGGAAAAGGGACGCCAGCGUCACAGACGCGUUAGUUCUCAUCUAGUUGUUCUCUCUAUAUAUUUUUUCUUCAGGGUUUUCGAAGUACAGCGAUGAGCGAGUCGCAGCAGGCAGCUGAAAUAGCGCGCAUCUUAGCGUGCGUGGCGAAGAAGGCGAGCCCGUUAGAUGUGCUGCAGCUCGACCUCGCCACCUGCGAACUCAGCGACGUGCACCGGCACUACCGCAAAAUCGCCCUCCUUCUCCACCCCGACAAGUGCAGUCUGCCAAACGCCAGCGAAGCUUUUCAUGCGGCCGAGAAGGUCCACAAGUCCCUCAGUCAGGAGCCGAUUUUCUACCAGCUCAAACGCGCCUUUCAGAAGCAGCAGGACCGACUCGCAGAGGAGGGAAAGGCGAACGAGAAGGUAGGCGGUGGCGUCGCCGGCGGGGCGGCGGGUGCGUCGUCAUCGGCGUCUUCAUCGUCUUUCAGCGCCGCUGGGCAGAAGCGUGGGCGGGAGACCGCGACCGACUUGCCGCCCAUCGCCUUCGGCUCUCUGACGCACCUCGCCCCCAGCGGGCUGUCGAGCGACGCCCAGAAAGCAGCGGAGAUCCGCCGCGUCCUGCAGUGCAAGCCGACGGACUACUUUCUCAUCUUAGAUGUCGACCCUGCGUCGUGCACCGUCGCCGAGGUCGACCGGCGGUACCGCAAGAUGGCGCAGGCUCUGCACCCCGAUAAGUGCCAGCUGCCUCAUGUGGACAGCGCCUUUACCGUGUUUGAGAAGGCGCACAAGGAGCUCGCGGAUGAGAGGAAGCUGGUGCGCUUCAAGGUUGCCUUUGAGCAGCAGCGGAAGAAGGCGGCGGCGCUGGCGCAAAGCGCACACCGGCGGGGUCGGCAGCAACGACAGCAAUACUAUCGGUGGUGGCCACGCAUCCGCCAGCACAACCGCGGAGGAGCGACUGCAGCAGCGCAAAAUGGAAGCGCUGCGCAGUCAGCAGUUUGA
Messenger RNA from Leptomonas pyrrhocoris, 1045 nucleotides. RefSeq lists its product as hypothetical. The coding region runs from base 161 to 1045 and encodes 294 amino acids. The record is from RefSeq and is a predicted model, not a curated record. NCBI's taxonomy places the organism in Eukaryota, Euglenozoa, Kinetoplastea, Trypanosomatida, Trypanosomatidae. The transcript has a single exon.